AUGCUGUUCGAAGACCUCGCUACCGAGCUGGUGAUCCAGAUCAUGUUCUCCUGCAGCUCUAUCAACGACGUCCUCGCGCUGUCAACAACAUGUCGUCGCUUCCGCAACAUCUCGCUUUGCUCCCAACGGCUCGCCAUUCUCGAGCACGCAGCGGAAGCCCAAUAUGGCCCUCUGUUGGACCUCACGCAGCUCCUCACCCACAACUCGAGUCAGCCGGCGCACGUUAUCCGCACCGUUCCCUUCUCCCUCGCCUUGCUCAAGCAGAUGGUGCAUGCUGGCCGCGUUGCCACCAAAUGGUGCGACAUCUACCCGUUCAAGAAAUGGAAGCACAACUACGAGCACCGGCGUCUCCUCACCAGCGAAGAACGCUAUCGUCUGCGGCGAGCCAUCUACCGCACCUGGCUCUACUCGCGCGCCUUCCACAACGCCCUCCACCCCCGUGAAUCCCGCGUCACACGCCCCGUGAUUCAAAAGCGCGCCGCUCUCCUGCACAACUGGUCGACGCUCGAGAUCAGCGAAAUCGCAGACACGGCCGCCGUAAUGCGCCAAGUGGUCCAGAACAACAUUUGCCCCAGCAACGGCACCAUAGCGCGCAAGUUCAACAAGCGCCACCCCAACAACGACCACUCCCUCCUCUUCAACAUUCACCUCAACUACCCGCCUCCCGCACCCAGCCACGCAGCAUACAACCCCUUCAACAACCAAACCCCGUCCACAAACCUCUGGAGCCGCUUCAACAGCACUCCGACAUACACAUCGCGCUACGCCUCGCCCGCGAGCAAGUUCGCCCUGCACCCCGGCCACGAAGUCGGCGCAGAGGGCUGGGGCGACGAUAUAAGCCACUACUACGUCAUCGAAGACUACAUGAAGCUUGAUCCAGAGCAGGUCCUGUGGCUCAAGGAAAACGCGCCGCUCAAGGGCAUGGUCGAGGGCUAUGUGAGGCUGCUGGGCGGGUGGUUCGAGAACAAUGGCGCUACGCUGGGGCAGACGAUGGAUUGGGUCUUGGACGAGCGGGGGGAGAGCGUGUGCGAGUUUUCCGACGCGGUCGCCGAGGGGAGGUUGGGUGUUGCGGUUAUGCGGGAGUGA
Ascochyta rabiei is the source of this 1086-nucleotide messenger RNA. RefSeq lists its product as uncharacterized. Lineage: Eukaryota; Fungi; Ascomycota; Dothideomycetes; Pleosporales; Didymellaceae. The record is from RefSeq and is a predicted model, not a curated record. The transcript has a single exon. Bases 1 to 1086 code for a protein of 361 amino acids.